CAGCCUCACUGCGGAGUGCUAUAUGGAAACUUUGAAGCCUAGAUACUACUGCCUGGAGAGAUACACUGAGGACGUGCACCAUGGCACGACUUCUCUGGAGCUGCUAUCCUCGGUGUGCAGUAUGCAGCAGCAACGGCACGACGGCCUGUUCCAGAAGCACGGCGACUAUGCCAUCGUCGGCUUGAAGGACGCGGCGACGUUUGAACCUGCGGGGGGUACCCAGCACCUCGAGUUGACGACUUCGGCCGGGAGUCUCAGCGAUCUGCAGUACGCUGAGAUCUCCAGUACCCAGCCCGGUACGGCCGUCGUUUACGUGAAUCCUCCGUCCUCGCAGUAUCAGUCCUACAAUGCCGUCGGCGGCGAAACACUCGUGGGAGCGCUUUCUCCCGUUUCAGCAGCAACAUUCCACUCCCCUCCCUACUCUGCGGCUCCGUUCACUUAUUCAAAGUCUCAGUUCACCUGCGACGUUCACUCUCCCUCGACUGCCGUCCCCCCUCCGUCUUACAGCGCCUCGGUUAGCGGCGUGCUGUCUCCCAGCGUACAUGAGACGGACAUGGGCCUAAGCGGCGGAAUCUCCGAGGCCUCUACUAAUAUUAACACGGCUACCUCACUUCUAAACGGCGACCCGACCACACGACAUUAUGUGCAACCGACGGUUCAUCACUUGCAAGGAAUAGUUCCACACUCCCUUGCACCCCCGCCGCUCGUUUCGGCCGCGGUCUGUCAACCGAGCCUCUCCUCACCUACUACUUGUCCAGGCCUACCACCACCACUGAUAGCCAAGACCGAGGCGCAUUCUCCGGCCUGCAACGGCGGGAACAACUUUGCAUCCCCAUGCCCGUUCUCCGCGGACUCUGCGGGCGGUUCCGCGAGUCCCACUGCGCAACAAGUGGCGGCGCAACAGUGGUGGUCGACGUCCCAGCACCAGCAUCCUCAGCUACCUUCCGGGAGUGCUGCCGGCAGUGGUAGCGACAGUUCCAUGCCG
Molecule: messenger RNA, 985 nt
Organism: Geodia barretti
Lineage: Eukaryota; Metazoa; Porifera; Demospongiae; Tetractinellida; Geodiidae
Source: the annotation of a GenBank genome assembly